UUUAAUCCCCCACCCGAUGGAAACUUUCUGCAAAGAGGAAACAAACAAGCAGAGAGCUCGUUUCCCCCCAGCCGCUCUCUGCCAAGCAAACCGCCAAAACCUGCCGCCACCACCGCGCCAUGCCACCUCCCAGUCUCCGGCCACAGCCUGCCCGCCCUCCAGAUCCUCCAACGCCACCCAAUUGCCAACAGGAGAUGAUUAUUCCUCCCGUUGGAAUUCGAGGAAAGCUCAAGCUAUAAGGAGAAGGCGUACCUAUGCUCUAGACUUCUCACAAGCUUUCCUAGCGAGUUUGUUCUGCACCUGAGAUACUAUGUACAAAGUGGGGGAUUGGAGGUCUACUUAGUUUCCUGCUUGGGAAUGGAAGGAAUUACGGAACGCAAGCCAAGAGAGAAGGCUGCACCAGUGCCGCUACGAUCCCUCUCUUUUCCUCUAGCCUUACCCGAGAGCGAGAGAUGAACAAUGAUGGCGACUGAACGAGGCGUAGCGGGACAACAAUGAUGGCUGGAACCAACCAUGGGGAAGAUGAUGACAAGCUCUGACGGAUAGAGGCCCUCCGGGGAGGCUUCAAUGAAUCGAUGGCUAAGGUAAGGGCUAAAGCUCUGUAGGCCUUCAUCGAUUAUGGUGUUUUUCUGGGUGAACAUGGAUAAUUAAAGUAAUUAAUAGGACGAGGUUGGAAAAUAAUCAUUGGGUGCUGUCUAAGUUGGGAUUGUACGUGUAUAGGUAUAAUAGCAACACUUGAAAUUUAUGGAAUGGUCAUAGCAUAAUUAUACGGAAAUGGGAGGCGCAUUUGAGUGAGGAGGAUUGUGAAAAAUUACAUCUAAUGAUGUUGGGGGAUAUGGGAAGUGAAAUUGAAUUAGUGGGUUCUUUGGUCUUUGAAAUUGGUAUGCGAGGAAAAUGGUGGUAUCAAUAAGUUAAAGGGGAUUUAACUUUAAUCGAAUAAUUGAUGGAAGGCUGGUAACGAUUGGCGCAUGAUAUUUCAUGAUUUUAGGUUGAUGUAAAGAGCAAAGCAAGGACAUAUUGGAUUAUCAUACAUGCUCUCUGUGAGAAAUGAUAAAUUGAGCUAGAUGUGUCCUAGCAAUGCGAAGAGGCAAAAAGAAGGGCUUGAGGUUCUGCAGCAUAUAAAGGUUAAUAAUUUAGUCAAUUAAUCAGAAUAAAAAGGUGAGUGUAAA
Linum trigynum is the source of this 1169-nucleotide messenger RNA. The record is from the annotation of a GenBank genome assembly. NCBI's taxonomy places the organism in Eukaryota, Viridiplantae, Streptophyta, Magnoliopsida, Malpighiales, Linaceae.